Molecule: messenger RNA, 1194 nt
Organism: Theobroma umbraticum
Lineage: Eukaryota; Viridiplantae; Streptophyta; Magnoliopsida; Malvales; Malvaceae
Product: F-box/LRR-repeat protein At1g55660-like
Molecular function (GO): protein binding
Source: RefSeq, a predicted model, not a curated record
AUGGAAACCCCACGGGAGUUGAUGGAGCUGAUCACCUUCAAUACGCAGAACCUUUGUAGCUUCUACGAUAGAUUCAGUGAUCUUCCAGAACCCAUCAUUCUUCAUGUUUUCUCAUUCCUGGGUUCCAAUGAUAUUGUUCGGCUGUGUUAUGUAUCUAGAAAAUUUCGAAAGCUAUGCAUGUCUAGCCCUUACUUGUCAUUCACGUUAACAUUCGAUUCUGAAAAAUGCACGGCCAAGCUGCAGAGGUUCCUAAAGGAUUUUAUGAGUAUACAUAAUGCACCAGAGAUUCAUCGUAUUCGACUGCAUUGGCUUUGCCACUCCGUCAGAUAUGAUGCUAAAGGAUCUAUUUUUGGUUUGCGGGUUCAAAAGGCUGUAAGGAAUAAGGUCCAAGAGCUGGAUAUUGGGGUUCCUGUAAAACCUCAUAAAGCCUUCUACUUGCCUGCUGGUGCAGAGUCGCUGAGGGUGUUGAAAUUGAAGUUGCAAGGGGGCAAUUUAAAAUCGUUUGCAUCUGUGUUUGCCUCUCUCGAGACCUUGUCACUAAAUUCGGUUAAUGGCAUUGGCAAUCUCAACAUUAGCAGUUCAUCUCUCAAAGUCUUGACAAUAGUUUGUUGCGCUGAUGAUGAAGAUGGUUUGGUUUCAGCUUAUCCGGUCACCAAAGACUGCAAGAUUUUCAUCGACUGUUCCUCCCUUGAGAACUUAGCAAUCUCUAAAUGUCUGUUUGACGGCUUGCAUCUUAAUGUCAAUGCACCUUCUCUCAAGGGUCUGGAAAUCUCUGACUGCAAAAUGUAUGACAACUUUGAUAUUAGCAUCUCAGCUGAGCAACUGCAAACAUUGACUUUGACUAUGCAAUUGAUGAGUUUGUCUCCGGACGAAUUCACCAAUGAUGGCUUGGCUGAGCUUAUUGAUAGUGUAAGAUAUGCCAAAAUUCUAAGAUUGAGCUUUCAGAUUAUUGAGGCUUUGUUUAUAAAGGAUCAACUGCAGGAUAUAACAUUCCAAAAUUUGGAACAUUUGGAAGUAACAGUUUCCCAGUUAAACUUAGAUGACAUCACCGCAAUAGCUGCCUUUCUUGUGGAAUCUUGCAGUCCAAAGACUCUUACAUUGAGAUGCGAUCCGAGUGCCAGAGAACUUUGUGAAACUGAGUCGACCAACUAUGCACAGAAGUGGAGAAGUUUGGGGCUGAGUGUGGAAAUAUGA